ACAUAAAAAACAGUUUCUCUCUUCUCUUUGUGCUUCAGUUAAAACACGAUUGGAAAUGUGAAGCAACUAAGGAGCCUGCUAAAAAAUCAGCAAACAAAAUAUUAAAUUUUAUAUUACUAACUACAUAAUCAAAGCGGAUAUAUAUCAACGUGUUUAAUAAGAAAUAUUAAAGAAAACUGAGGCGACUUUAACUGCUACUGUAACUGCACAUAAAUUAUUUAUCAUGUCAGUACAGCAGUUUUGCCUACGUUGGAAUAACCAUCAGCCAAACUUUAUAUCAGUUUGUUCAUCACUACUACACAAUGGUACAUUAGUUGAUGUAACAUUGGCUGCUGAGGGCAGACAACUGCAAGCACAUAAGAUAGUACUCUCUGCUUGUAGUUCAUAUUUUCAAACCCUCUUCACAACAAAUCCAUGUCAACAUCCGAUAGUUAUACUUAAAGAUGUACAAUAUGACGAUCUUAAAACAAUGGUCGAUUUUAUGUAUUAUGGCGAGGUAAACGUCUCUCAAGAGCAACUGCCUCACAUACUUAAAACCGCAGAAAUGCUCAAAAUUAAAGGACUAGCUGAAAUGCCCACCGAUCCUGCCAACUUAACAAAAUCAGAAAGUAAAUCAUCAAAUGAAGCAACCGAACUUAUGGGUAGUGCAGGAAAUAGUCAAGGCGGUGGUGCUAGUAGUGGUGGUCUAGGUAGUAGUACCGGUGGUAGUGUAAGCGAUUCACUAUGGGGCAGUACGGAAUCACAAUUUCAACAACAGCAUCAUCAUCAACAAUUGCAGCAGCAACAACAACAGCAGCAGCAACAACAACAGCAGCAACAACAACAGCAGCAGCAACAACAGCAUCACCACCAUCAACAGCAACAUCAUCAACAGCAACAAAAUAGUCAAACGCAAACUACACAUCAUCAGCUGAGACGUACACCAUCACCAUUAGGCGCUGGUGCAUCACCAGCUACAAGAAGAAAACGUUUACGUAAAUCUUCUAAUAAUGGUUCAGGCGAUCGUAAUAAUUCAGAAGAUCCACAUAAUACAUCAUUAGAUGCUGGUAAUACAGCUGCAGGAAUAACACUUUCACAGAUGAAUCAAAUGUCAUUCAAUACAGGUGGUAAUGCUGGUACAUUAGGUGUUAUUGGCGCCCAUUCUCUACAUACAACUAAACUUUUAAAGGAUAAUAGUAGUACAGAUUUAGAGCCACAUGCACACGAUUCGGAUAGUUUAGAUGACACCCAUGGACACGUACAUAUGCAAAUUAAACCUGAGGUAGAUAUUAGUGGCGUCCAACAGUCUAUUCCUCUUGAUAUAUCGGGAGCUACAACACCAUCGGAACAUGACGCACCUAAUUCUCAAUCAUCACACUCAGGUUCACAACAUCCAACAACGCCGACAAAUUAUUCCACAACCGAUAAUGUUGCACGAAAUUUAAGCAUUUCUGCAUCUAUAGAAGGUCCAAAUAAUUUACAACAUCAAAUGGGCUCAAAACGCAAUCGAAUACUUACACGACAGCCGCGCGUUAAACGCGAUAGCGAUAGUCUUUCAAAUAGCCAAGUAUCACCUGAACCUCUAACACCUACAACCGAUUUUGAUUUUAGUAACAUGGCUACAACAGCUACAAAUAGUUCACAUUCUACUUAUCACCUAACUGGUCAUCAGCACGCACACGUACAACAUCAUCAUCAUUUGCUAACCGUGCCACCGCGUAUAGAAAGGCAUUCUUCGGAACCAGCGCCUAGCAUAAGCUCAACAUCUCCACAUUUGUUAUCAGUGCCACAAAGUACACCAUAUCUAAUAAAGCAACACUCUGAUCCUUUAUUGCCUACUCAACAUUCAACUAUAUCAUGUGGUAGUUUUAGUAGCAGUGGCACAAAUCCAUUGGCACCACUGCACCGGCAAUAUUCACAUCCAUUGCCGGGUACCAGUAGUGGUAAUAGUAAUAACAGUCAUAUCUCAAGCGCACCACUACAUCAUUCGCAUCAUAUAUCGCUACCUGAAUCAAUAUAUGCGUCUGGUUCACCACCACCAGCUGGGUCAUCGCACUAUGUGGUUCCACAGCGAGAAACAAUUACUAGUUCUGCUAUAAAUACAAGUAGCAAUGAUGCGACUACAUCAAUUUCGUCUCCAACAAUUUCUACUAUCAGUCCAACAAAAACUCUAAGUUUACCACAUUUCACAACUACACAUGUAGGAGAUAAUGGUCGUUCGAAUCCAAAUACUCCGGUACCUGUACCGGAAAGAAAUAUAACUGAAUCUGAAACAAUUUCAAGCGCAAAAUUUAAAAUUUCGAAAUCUAUGUCAGGUGUAUUACUUAGUGAAAGGAGCAGCCUACAUCCAGGAUCUGCCGCUGUACAAAGUAGUUCGUUUGAGCACUUACCAACAAUACGACCUAAGAAUGAGGAGCUACAGCGAUCGGUGUCAUCUCCACAAACCUCACGGGAGAUCAUCACUUUGGAAAAUCCUCGUUCUAGUCAUUGUCCUGUCAUUAGACCGGGGCCAGCAUUGGGUUGUAAUUUUUGUUGGAAUACAAUCGAUGGACAUGGUAGAAUUUUGCGGCGCAAAACUAAAUACCACUGUCCCGAAUGCCAAACAAAUUUGUGUAUUGUGCCAUGCUUUCAGGAAUACCAUGAAAGAAUGAAUAAUGAAGCAGCUUCAACCUCAAAUACGUCAAGUAAUGAUAAUAGUAAAAACUUUUCUAGUACAACUGGAAGCGGUAGCAGUGUAACGCGACAUUAUACCAAAACAGAGUCAAUCUAAAUUGGUUCCAAAAUUUUUUUGUAAGUUUUCUAAAGUGCUAACAAAGCACUAUUGAAAACUUUUACUUUGGUA
Molecule: messenger RNA, 2821 nt
Organism: Teleopsis dalmanni
Lineage: Eukaryota; Metazoa; Arthropoda; Insecta; Diptera; Diopsidae
Product: longitudinals lacking protein, isoforms H/M/V
Exons: 7
Coding region: 224-2749 (841 amino acids)
Biological process (GO): regulation of transcription by RNA polymerase II
Cellular component (GO): nucleus
Molecular function (GO): protein binding; DNA binding
Source: RefSeq, a predicted model, not a curated record